AUGUCACUAAAGAAAGCCCUAAGCCCUUUGAGGCAUGUUGCAAGCCCGAGGCGGCACGCAUCAGUGCAAUCGCCACUGGUCUCGUACAGAAGAGAACCAUCUUCAUACGACGAACCUCUGAUAAACGAUUUGACAAGAAAAUUUGGAAAUCUUCUCACUGCUGACUGUCAGAGUAUAAACAAACAAAUUGGUAAACGUCGGCCCUUAUUUGGGGGCUGGUAUGAAGUUAAACUAUUGGCAAGCGUAGAGGAACAAUAUGAAAAAAAGUUUGCUAUCCCUUGCCUGGAUACAGACACGAUUAAUACUUUCCUACAAAGUAACUUGGAAAAAGGAUUUUCUUUCAAUAUUUUAGGCAGAGGAAGUUUUGGAACAGUACUGGAAGCAAUAUAUAAAGGAAACUACAUUGCAGCAAAACUAGUGGACAAACAAAGACAUCCAGAUGCAAUUUUCACACUUGAAAAUGAAUCAAAUGGUAUGGGUCUAUGCCAUCCUAAUAUAAUACACAUAAUUAAAGUUAUAAAUCCCAAUAAACAGUUUGGAAUAGUUUUAAUGGAAAAAUGUUGUGGUACGGAACUUCAAAAACUCUUGGAUGAUCCACAAUAUCCCAUUACUGAGGCAAGAAAGAUAAGGUAUACACUUGACAUUGCUGAAGCUCUUCUGUACUGCCACAGAAGGAAUAUUCUACAUCUCGAUGUGAAGCCAAGAAAUGUUAUUGUCUGUGAGAAUACUGAUAGAUGUAAACUUUUUGACUUUGGAAGCUCAUUAAAUUUGAAGAAGCAAUCAAAAAAACAAAGGAACUUAAUGUCCACAGUAAUAUAUACAGCACCAGAAAUGUUUAAGGGGGAAGAAGAAACAUCAGCAGUAGAUGUUUAUGCCUUAGGUAUAACUAUGUGGCAGAUAGAGCAACGUGAAAUACCAUAUAGUAUGUAUCACACUGCUGAAGAAUUAAUACUACAGGUAAGUGCCGGCCUGAGACCAAAGCUGAGCACUAGCAAUGACGCCUACACUGCCUUAUACAGAGAAUGUUGGAAGGAUGAUCCUUUGUGUAGACCUAACAUGCUGCUGAUUACUCACAAAUUAUCUGAAAUGGCUGAUGAACACAUGAAGUCUCAGAGAAAAUACUAUGAUCAGAAAUGCUUAGGGGAAAUUUGUUUUUAUUCUUCACUUAAAUGA
This is a messenger RNA of Schistocerca cancellata (South American locust), 1173 nucleotides long. It is a transcript of the gene Mos, whose product is annotated as serine/threonine-protein kinase mos. Gene Ontology annotation, cellular component: cytoplasm. The coding region runs from base 1 to 1173 and encodes 390 amino acids. Gene Ontology annotation, molecular function: protein kinase activity; ATP binding. The transcript is spliced from 6 exons. Gene Ontology annotation, biological process: protein phosphorylation; positive regulation of MAPK cascade; negative regulation of metaphase/anaphase transition of meiotic cell cycle. The record is from RefSeq and is a predicted model, not a curated record. NCBI's taxonomy places the organism in Eukaryota, Metazoa, Arthropoda, Insecta, Orthoptera, Acrididae.